CUUACUAAUAUAUCAUUCUUAAUCCAUCAUUGGACGAACAAAAGAAAAAGGAAAUAGCUCUCAAAGCCACCAAGGAACCGGUGGAAGAGGUUUCAAGCGAUGACGACAACGAGUUUGGAAUCGUCAUCAAGAAGUUUCACAAGUUCAUGAAGAAGGAGUUUGAGCGGAAGGGAAGGAAGCACGACGGUUCUCCCAAGUGCUACGGCUGUGGCGAGAUUGGCCACAUCAAGCCACGGUGUCCAAAAGCCAAGCACGGCAAGGACAAGCCCGACUUCAAGAAGCAAAGGGCUUACAUCUCUUGGGGUGGAGAUUCCGGCGACGAAUCAACUGACCAAGAGGAGGACGAAGCUGCAAAUCUUUGCCUCAUGACGCACAAAGAUCAAAACGACAACGUCCAAGAGAAUGCAGUGGUCUACUGUGGCUUCAUUCUUUUUGCAAAAGGGGCACUGAGAGGGCAGGCUAUAGCUCAUUCUAGAGAGAACAUCAGGGAAAGGGAUUUGGAAGUUCCUAGCUUCCAGUUUGGAUCUGUCCAUGACCUCGUUGCAACCAUCAUCGUCGGAGUGUCUUCCUCUCUCUACCAUUGUGUCUGCUUCAGUUUGAUGGCUGGUGAGAUUCAUAACUUCAACUAGCAUAGCUAAACCCUUCUCUG
Cuscuta campestris is the source of this 649-nucleotide messenger RNA. Lineage: Eukaryota; Viridiplantae; Streptophyta; Magnoliopsida; Solanales; Convolvulaceae. The record is from the annotation of a GenBank genome assembly.